This is a messenger RNA of Hydra vulgaris (swiftwater hydra), 1765 nucleotides long. Its product is annotated as atlastin-2. Lineage: Eukaryota; Metazoa; Cnidaria; Hydrozoa; Anthoathecata; Hydridae. Gene Ontology annotation, molecular function: GTP binding; GTPase activity. Gene Ontology annotation, biological process: protein homooligomerization; endoplasmic reticulum organization. The record is from RefSeq and is a predicted model, not a curated record.
UUAAGUUUUCCAGAUCUUAGUUUUAAUUAAAGUUCAUAUUGUCUUUAUUUUUAGGGAAAAAAAACGAAGUAACAAAUAAAUAAAUAGUCUGAAUGGGUGAGAACAACCAACAAGCAACAAAAGAUCUCCCCAAACUCGAAACUAAUACAGUUGAACGAUUGCCACCACAUCCAGUUUGCAUUUUAAAAUCAAAAGAUGAUCACACUUUUGAACUUGAUAUUGCAGCACUAGAAGGUAUACUUUUACAAAAGAAUGUUCGAGAUAAACAAGUUGUUGUAGUAUCAGUUGCUGGAGCUUUUCGAAAAGGAAAAUCAUUUUUGUUAGACUUCUUUUUGCGAUAUCUGCAAAAAAAAGGUGCUGAUGGUUGGAUUGGAAAUGAUGAAGAAGAGUUAACUGGAUUUAGCUGGAGAGGAGGUGCUGAAAGAGAAACAACUGGAAUAUUACUAUGGAGUGAACCGUUUUUUUCAGUGUUGCCUAGUGGCGAGGAGGUUGUAGUUUUAAUUAUGGAUACUCAGGGUGCUUUUGACAGCACAUCAACAGUGAAAGAUUGUGCUACAGUUUUUGCAUUAAGUACAAUGACAAGUUCUGUACAGGUUUACAAUAUAUCUUCAAAUAUUCAAGAAGAUAAUCUACAACAUUUGCAGCUAUUUACAGAGUAUGGUCGGUUGGCUCUUGCAGAAAGCAGUUCAAAACCAUUUCAGCGUUUGGAAUUUCUUGUGCGUGAUUGGAGCUAUCCUUAUGAACAUCCUUACGGAAAUGGACAAAGUUUUCUUGACAAAAGAAUUUCAAUUGAUAAUGAACAACACCAGGAAUUAAAACGAUCUCGCAGUCAAAUUACAAGUUGUUUUGAAAAACUUGGCUGUUUCCUAAUGCCUCAUCCUGGAAAAAUUGUAGCAAGCAAUCCAAAUUUCAAAGGCAAACUUAAAGAUAUCGAUGAAGAUUUUAUAGAGUAUCUUUCAAUAUUUGUUCCAUCCUUACUUGCUCCAAAAAAUUUACAAGUUAAAUGUAUAAAUGGUAGUGAUGUUACUUGCCGUGGAUUAUUAGAAUAUUUUAAAGCAUACAUUAAAGUCUUUGAAGGUGGUGAAUUGCCAGAACCAAAAUCAAUGUUGCAGGCAACAGCUGAAGCAAAUAAUCUUGCUGCAUUAGCUGCUGCAAAAGACCAAUAUCAGAGGGACAUGGAACAGUUGUGUGGAGGAGAUACACCUUAUCUUGUUCCAAAAGAGUUAGAUAAUCGAAGCGAAAUAUAUAAAUCAAAAGCACGCACUCUUUUUAACGCCACACGUAAGAUGGGUGGUGAUGAGUUUUCAAAGGAAUAUGAACAGCGACUUAUACAAGAAAUUAACGAACUUUUUGAUGGAUUUGUGAAAACCAACGAUAGUAAGAACAUAUUUAAUGCUGCUCGAACUCCUGCUGUCUUCCUAGUUAUUAUUGUUUUAUCCUAUAUGACCUCUGGAUUUUUUAUAAUGCUUGGUCUAACGUCUCUUGCUUCUGUGUUUAACAUCAUUCUUGGUCUUGCUUUAUUGGCCGUUGUUGCGUGGGCUUAUAUACGAUUUAGUGGAGAAUUAAGAGAAAUCGGUAGUCAGUUGGAUGAUAUUGCAGAAUGGAUUUGGGAUGAGGUGAUGAUGAAGGUUUAUGCAUUUGCGCUGGAACAAGGCACCCAAGCAGUUAUACAUAGGCAGAUAACUUCUUCCAAGAAAAGAGAAUGAUCCUUUGUUUACAAAAAUGUAUUUUUUUUUUACUAAUUUAAAAAAGUAGUUGUAAAUGA